Periophthalmus magnuspinnatus is the source of this 912-nucleotide messenger RNA. It is a transcript of the gene cdca9, whose product is annotated as cell division cycle associated 9. The record is from RefSeq and is a predicted model, not a curated record. Gene Ontology annotation, cellular component: chromosome, centromeric region; spindle midzone; chromosome passenger complex. Gene Ontology annotation, biological process: mitotic sister chromatid segregation. Bases 114 to 845 code for a protein of 243 amino acids. The transcript has 10 exons. NCBI's taxonomy places the organism in Eukaryota, Metazoa, Chordata, Actinopteri, Gobiiformes, Gobiidae.
CCUGUGAGCUCCACGUGCGCCUUAAUGAUUUCGCAGCUCUCCUUUUGUUCCUCUGUCAUUUUCAUCCACACUCAGCAAAACUCACACUUUAUUUAUUCAAAUUAACAAACGUGAUGCCAAGAAGAAACAAGAAAUCCCCCCUGUCCCAGGAUGAAGACCCGGAGCUGCGCAGGAAGAGAAUGGCCCUGUUUAUCCAGCAGUUUGAGAAAGAAGCACAAGAGCGAAUGAGGGAUCUAGAGUCCAAAGUGGAAAACAUUUUAGCGACAAUAGACAAAGUUUUUAGGGUAGAACUCAUGAAAAUGCCUCCUUCUCUUAAAAACAUGCGCAUUGGAGAUUUAAUAAGUGCUGAGGAAUUGCCAGCAAGUGACGUGUCCAUUGCCCUGAAGAAUGAAGUUAUUGAAAUACAACAACCACCAAGAAGAGGAGCCAGAAAUCGAUUAAAAUCCACAGACGCAGUCCCUGUACAAGGCACUCCCGCUUCAAGGGGCACCGUGACAAAGGGAGGGAAAAAUGCCAGGAUGAGGACCAGGACUUUACCGGAGAGCAUCAGCACUGGAAAUCUAAGGACGGCUGCACUGAAAAGAACAGAAAGCCUCAAGAUAAAUGAUCAGACGGCAACGACAAAACCAAAGCUCAGGUCUGUGGUGUCGGCUGGUGAUAUGCAGUGCUCUGGGGCUGGUGCGUCGGCUCACAUCACCGUCACUACGAGAGAGGGGCGGUCCGUCUGCUUUUCAGAAGAGAACAAGGACGACAUUAACCUGGACCUUUUGGAUGAUGUGGCCUGGUGUCAAAUCCAGAGGCUCACAAGUUUAAUGGAUCAUCUGUCAAGUCGCUGCCAAAGAUGAUAAAACCCCCACUUAGAUUUUUAUGUGUUUUAAACAAGCUAAUUAAAGUUUGUAUUUGUGUUUCAAA